Molecule: messenger RNA, 858 nt
Organism: Papaver somniferum (opium poppy)
Lineage: Eukaryota; Viridiplantae; Streptophyta; Magnoliopsida; Ranunculales; Papaveraceae
Exons: 1
Coding region: 1-858 (285 amino acids)
Source: RefSeq, a predicted model, not a curated record
AUGACAGCAAAUCCGUGCUGGGAAGAAAUUACAAGUGCUCUGUUAGAAAACCAACAACCACACAAUAGGCUUGAUUUGGUGGCUAGGGUGUUUGAGCUCAAACGUGAGGCGCUGAUAAAAGAAAUAGAAGAUAAGAAAGUAUUUGGAAGGGUGGUUGGAUAUGUUUACACAAUAGAGUUUCAAAAGAGGGGUUUGCCGCAUAUGCACAUGUUGAUUUUUCUGGACAAGGCAGAUAAAAUACACACCCCGGGGCAAGGGGAUAAGAUGGUGUGUGCCGAAUUCCCAGAUGAAAAAAAGGAUCCAGAACUUUUUCAAACUAUACAGAGAUGCAUGGUUCAUGGACCGUGUGGUGCUAGGAAACCAAGUGCAAGUUGCAUGGAUGGCGGCAGGUGCACCAAAAACUAUCCGAAACAAUAUGCAGAGUCAACUUCAAUUAGUGAGGAUGGGUAUCUAGUGUAUCGCCGACGCGAUGAUGGCUGGGUUUUCCAUUAUCGCAACCAGUCAUACACUAAUAUGGAUGUGGUUCCUUAUAAUCCACAUCUUAGCAGGAUGUUUGACUGUCAUAUCAAUAUCGAGGUCUGCUCCAGCGUCCUUGUCGUGAAGUAUAUACACAAGUAUAUUUCCAAGGGAUAUGACUUGAUGAUUAUGGUUGUUGGUGGUGGCCCCAACGAGAUUCUUCAAUAUCUGAAUGCAAGGUAUAUUGGAGCACCCGAGGCAGCUUGGAGAUUACUUGGAAGCCGUCCACACAAAGAGAAACCCAAAGUACAGUGGCUAGCGGUAUAUCUUCCGGGCAAGCAACAAGUUAUUUACGAUCCAGAUGAUCCAGUCGAAGUAAUUAGGACAAGGCAGAAAAUGUAG